Messenger RNA from Filobasidium floriforme, 1491 nucleotides. RefSeq lists its product as uncharacterized. The transcript has 5 exons. Gene Ontology annotation, molecular function: protein binding. Lineage: Eukaryota; Fungi; Basidiomycota; Tremellomycetes; Filobasidiales; Filobasidiaceae. The coding region runs from base 104 to 1315 and encodes 403 amino acids. The record is from RefSeq and is a predicted model, not a curated record.
AGCAGUCACGACCGACCUUCAUUGUUAUUGAUACAAUCGAAAACUUCUGGCACAAAGUCGACUAUCAAAUUGCCACGCCAAUUCCGAUCUGAAUAAAUCAGCCAUGGCUCAAGAGAACUAUCUAGACUUCAGAGAUCAAGGGCUUCACGGGGUGCGAGGAUCGGCACACAUCCUCGCAAUGAUCGAGCCUCAUCGACACCCGAUCUGGCGACUGGAUUUGUCGCAUAAUAGGUUGAACACGGACGGAUGUAUACACUUGUUCAAAGGUCUUAAAGCGAUCCGAGAGAGACGAAACCUCGAGUUCAAGGAUGACAAGGGGUUUACCCUCGAGAUGAUUAUAUUGGCCGGAAACUGGAUAGGAGACCCUGCUCUUCCAGCCAUCGCGGACUAUCUAGACGGGGAUACAACCCUGGGAAAGAUUAUCCUCUCGAACAAUGGGAUAGAAGGCGUAGAUCAUAUGCCGGCGUUGGGCCGAGCAAUAGCUGGCUCACAACUGCAGAGUCUGGUCGUGCUCAAUAACCCCCUUCGUCAUCACGCUUUGCGGGAUUUUUUGGAGGGUCUCGCCCCCAAAUGUGCUGCCCAUCCUGCAACAUACCACCUGACGCGCCUAUACUGGUGGUCAUACCAACUACCGUACGAAGACACCAUUACGGCUUUAAGCGAUUUCCUGGCGGACUCUCGACGAUCUCGCCAUCUCCGAAGAGUCCAUCUCGAGUUUAACGACGGGGUCGACGGGGUGGGGUUCCUUUCGUCAGCAUCUUUUGCCUUGUUAGAGGUUGCCAUUUGCCGCUACAAUCGUAACCUCCGGGAAGUCUUUCUUCCGAUAUUCGAUCAGCGUAUCGGGGAGACCAGAAGAUAUGACGACGUCAGCCGCGCGAACAUCAUGAAAGCGUUGACUCGUUACGCCGAGAUGGGUUUGCCGAUACCAAGACAGGAGCCUACGUCGGAGCUACACGAGGAAUCAUACUUGGAAUUCGAGCGUGAGGGUCUACGGAACGAACGGUUUCGUGAAAAUAGGGAACUGCUCCAGUCCUUGAAAACCUCGUUUGCUCAACUUCUCCCGGCAAUGAGAAUCGUGCUCAACGGAUUCAAAGACGAGGCCUUCCGGGGACGUUUGCAUAUUUUGGAUCUUCCUCCCGAGAUCCUUACUUUGAUCGUCAAGAACAUCGCUGUCGAUCCAGAUGUUCCUUCGGUGAGGCAAUGGAAUGACCUCGUGGCGUAUGCCACCGAUCGGGCGGCUGUUUUCUCAGCCACAGGCUCCGCAACACAAGAGGAUGUCAUGUUCAAGUUAGGUUGGGACUGUUAUGACGCUUAGUGUGAGCGGUACAGGGCGGAGGAUGAGAAGCCCUCGAGGAACUGAGCGACACAGCAUGGUGGAGCCGCUCCGGCCGUCAGAUGAUUAUCAGCCUGCAGCAAUGCAAAAGUGAUAUUGCCGGAGUUGGGGCACCAAGGGGUUGCAUAAAGGCGUUGUGAUCGCUUCAAGCCGAGACC